AAGAAGUUUUGAUGGUGAUCCACAAAGGCUGCGCCAGCAAGGACCUUAAGAAUGAAACAGAAUUUAUAACCUCUGGUGACCGACACUUUGCCAUCCAGUUCAACGAGAGCUACUGUUUUGAUGACCUUUGCAAUGCGAAAACAGAAAAGAGGGAAGUUCCCAGGACCCCUAUUGAGGACGGAGCAGCUGAAGCAAGCGGCUCCAACCAGUGUUACGCAGGAUUUGCUUGGGGCCCCGGUGAAACCGUCCAGCAGACUAUGACAUGCAGCAGGGGCUACAACCGGUGUUACAAUGGCACCAAGAGCAUUUCAGUAGGACCCCUUUUCGUAUCCAUGAUCUUCAGGACCUGCCAGCGUCCAGCCUGUGAUGUGUCUGAGAGCCAAUCCUUUGGCCCUAUAAAUAUCACCAGCGAGUCAGGGUCUUGUUGUUCAGGCAGCAGUUGCAACGAGGAGGAGGUUGGCAUUCUGAACAAGGGAAUCAACCCAACAGCUCCUGUCAAAAUAGAUUAUGAUGUGAGGAACAUCGCCAACCCAAACCUCUUUUAUGAUCAGGAUGAGGAUGAGGAUGAGAGUGAUAAACUCAUACGUACAGAAUGGCUUGUCCCCAUGCAGUCAGGUUCCCAAGGGUUCAGCCUUCAGCUUUGCCCUCUCCUGGCAGCCCUAGGAGCCACCAUCCUCGGGAUAUGGGGGUGAGGAAGGGGGUUUGGGAGUACCUGAACUGCCAGCAUUUGGGUUUGGAAGGGCUGUGUUGUGGAGCACAGAGGAAGGAAGAAGGGAGGGGAAUUAGUGCUCCAAGACAGUGAUCAAUCCCAACCAAUUGCAUGUAUGGCUCAUAUAUUUAAUAAAAUUUUAUUUUGGAUGGCCACCACCUUGGAGUCGAUUCUCCCUCCCAAAACCAAGCAAUUUGUUUGCUUCCCAGGACCCCACAUAUUUGGGCUGUGAUGGCAACAUACUAAGGGCUAUACCCAUUUCAGUUCUACUCAGGCAAUAAACCUAUUGAACAACAAUGCUAUUAUAAGUACCUGGGCUUGGGUUUUAAUUCAAAACUGUCCUGGAAGCCACACCUACUUGCAGCUAAAUUGAAACCCUCUCACUCUAUUCACUCUUUAUUAUGGUUUUCCAGAGUUUGGGGGGGGGGCGGGAGUUUAGUUGCCCCACAGCUGAGGUAUUUCAAAAGAAGAUUGUGCCACAAUUAUUGUAUGGUGCAGAGAUUUGGGGAUAUAGUAAUGGCCGCCCGUUAGAAGUGGUGCAGAACUCUUUCCUGAAGUCACUGUUGAUUGUCCCCAAAGGUACACCGGCCCCCUUUUUAAGAGCUGAACCAGGGCUAAUCUCCUGACAAACUAGUGUACAUGUAGCACUAACCCUAUACUGGCUGAAGUUGGCUAGCAUGAGGAAUACUAGGCUCCCUAAAAAAUGCUUCUUAGAGCAAUUGCAAUCUAUGCCCCAAAGCUCUUGGGCAAACUCAGUCAGUAAGAUUCUCCAUUAUUAUGGGAUUAAUGUGGAAUCCCUACCAAAUUUUGACUCUAACGGAGUCAAACAACACAUCAAAGAAAAAAUUUAUUCUGACUCUAAAUAGAGGAACCUUCAUUCACUUUCCCAGAUAGCAUACACAUCGUGGUAUCUAAUAUAUAAAACAUAUUUUGGGCUGGAGGAGGACUUUAUUAAUCUCAUGCUGGAACCAUUUAGAAAAGCAUUUACAGCUCUGCGUCUUCAUUGUACGCCCUCUGCAUAUCUAAUUGGAAUACCCUGUGUACCAAAGGCUCUGCAUCUGUGAGUCGUGAGACAUGGAGGACAUUCAACACUAUUUGUUAUGAUGCCCUUUAUAAGCCCUUGUCCCCUAGACAAGAAUUCCUCAAUUGCAUCCUUUGCUCUCUUUCUAACUGAACUCCCCUUGAGCGAAUCUCUAUUUUGCUGGCUGGCAAUAACUUAUUUACUACUGCACUGGUUGCAAAAUUUGCCUUGGCUGCAAGUAAGUUGAGAGCUAGGCACCAAGACAGGUAUCAUAAGGGGAAUGUGAGAAGUGGAGUGCUUAACUUACGCAGGUGUAAUUUUUGCAUUUUUGUAUGUAUGCUUUGCUAUUGUUGUUGUUGUUGUUCAGUUUUAAAUCAGUUAUUUGUAUUCUACGCAUCGUGACCAAUUGUGAUGGCUUAUAGCUUUUUCCAAUAAAGAUUUCAUUCAUUCAUCAGCAGAUCCGAGCCACUGAA
Messenger RNA from Podarcis muralis (Common wall lizard), 2203 nucleotides. Lineage: Eukaryota; Metazoa; Chordata; Lepidosauria; Squamata; Lacertidae. The record is from RefSeq and is a predicted model, not a curated record.